GACUUGUUUAUUUAUUUAUUUAUGUUUGAAGCAAUGGAAAGGCGGGCUUGAAAGUUAAAAGCCGGAAGUUUAGUUUCUAGGGUAGGAGGAAGAGCAGUGAGAAUUGUUGGGCUAGCUCUCUAUAGUUUUACGUUGUGUGUUAAUUAAUGUUGCAUUUUUGCUGGUGGAAGGUUGAGAGCGAUGUUGAGAGCUAUGGUAUGAUGCACAAACUAUCUCCUGAUUGUCCCUGAUUUUGACUCAAGUUUUCGCACUGCUUCUCCUAAUUCUUCCUAAAACUGAUGACUUUGGGAGAAAAGUUUUGCUGACAAUGACACUGUUGAUCAGUGAAAAUGUAAAACUUGCCCGCGAGUAUGCCUUACUAGGAAACUACGACUCUGCUAUGGUUUAUUACCAAGGAGUACUUGAUCAGAUGAACAAGUAUGUUUGCUCCGUCAAGGACCCAGUUUUGCAGCAGAAAUGGCAACAGGUUUGGCAGGAAAUAAGCUUGGAAGCUAAGUAUGUCAAGGAUAUCAUGGCAACCUUAGAAGGCUUUAAACUUGACAGCACUCCUUCAAAAGUUGUACAUCAAGAUACGCCAGCACAAGAUGCUGAGAUCUGGUCUUUGCCAAUACCCGUUGAACGAAGACCUUCUCCAGGUGCCAGGAAGCGGCAGUCUGCUCAAAACAAUGAUGGUAAAUCUCGCUUAAAUGUUGCACCUAAAGGUCCUCAUAGAGUAUCUCCACGAAAUACCAGCAAUGAGAAAGUUAGAUUGCCUAGAAGUCGUGAUAAAAAAGAUCCACAAAAGAAAGCCAAAGAAGAAAAGAAUAAGCCUGGUGCUGAAAGUUUUGAGCCUGAACCAAAGAAAUUUGAUGGUACUGGAUAUGACAAAGACCUUGUUGAAGCUUUGGAAAGAGAUAUAAUUUCCCAGAACCCAAAUAUUAGAUGGGAUGACAUAGCAGACCUUGAAGAAGCAAAGAAAUUGUUAAAAGAAGCUGUAGUUUUGCCUAUGUGGAUGCCAGACUUCUUCAAAGGGAUUCGGCGACCGUGGAAAGGAGUUUUAAUGGUUGGCCCACCAGGCACUGGAAAAACAUUACUUGCUAAAGCUGUGGCAACUGAAUGCAAAACAACAUUUUUCAAUGUUUCUUCAUCUACACUUACCUCAAAGUACAGAGGGGAGUCAGAGAAAUUAGUAAGAUUGCUGUUUGAAAUGGCACGAUUCUAUGCUCCAACAACCAUAUUUAUUGAUGAAAUAGACUCUAUAUGCAGUCGCAGAGGGACAUCUGAAGAACAUGAGGCCAGCAGAAGAGUAAAGGCAGAACUUUUGGUUCAGAUGGAUGGUGUAGGAGGUUCAGUGGAGGCGGAUGACCCUUCCAAGAUGGUUAUGGUUCUGGCAGCUACCAAUUUUCCGUGGGAUAUUGAUGAAGCUCUUAGAAGGCGUCUUGAAAAAAGGAUCUACAUUCCCUUACCAUCAGGCCAGGGUAGAGAAGAUCUGUUACGAAUAAAUCUGAGAGAGCUAGAGCUGGCGGAUGAUGUUGACCUUGCAAAGAUAGCCAAGAAGAUGGAGGGUUACUCUGGUGCAGAUAUCACUAAUGUAUGCAGAGAUGCAUCAUUAAUGGCCAUGCGAAGACGCAUUGAGGGUUUGACUCCAGAAGAAAUAAGAAACCUCUCCAAAGAUGACAUGCACAUGCCCACAAGUAUGGAAGACUUUGAAAUGGCUUUAAAGAAAGUUUCCAAGUCUGUAUCUGCUGCAGACAUUGAAAAGUAUGAGAAGUGGAUUCAUGAAUUUGGAUCUUGCUAAUGUUUACCAAGGACAUCCCUGAUGUGAUGUUAUAUCUGUGCCUUCAUAUCUGUCUACAGUCAAAUUGAGAUCUGCCUUAAAGUCUUAAAUUUAUAUCACUCAGGACUGAUUAAUUGUGGUGGUUUUUAUGCACUAUUUUUGUAGCAUUUAUAAUGAAUGAUUAGUAAAAAUAAAACAAAUUUGACAUCUUUCA
Protopterus annectens (West African lungfish) is the source of this 1970-nucleotide messenger RNA. RefSeq names its product katanin catalytic subunit A1 (gene KATNA1). The coding region runs from base 308 to 1777 and encodes 489 amino acids. The transcript is spliced from 12 exons. NCBI's taxonomy places the organism in Eukaryota, Metazoa, Chordata, Ceratodontiformes, Protopteridae. Gene Ontology annotation, molecular function: ATP binding; microtubule binding; microtubule severing ATPase activity. The record is from RefSeq and is a predicted model, not a curated record. Gene Ontology annotation, biological process: microtubule severing. Gene Ontology annotation, cellular component: microtubule cytoskeleton.